AUGGCAGACCCCAACAACAUCGGCCCCAAACCAACAACCCUAACAGGCGGCUGCCUCUGCGCCAAACUCCGCUACACCGUCACCCUCCCCGCGACCCACGACUUCGUCAAAAGCGCCCAGACCUGCCAGUGCACGCAGUGCCGCCGCCAGUCCGGCGCCCUCUUCGCCGCCUUCCACGACGUCCCGCCGCUGCAGUGGACCGAGGGCACGGCCACGCUCGCCGAGUUCGGCGCGUCCGAGUCGGCGAGGCGCGGGUUCUGCACGGCGUGCGGCUCGUGGCUGUAUUGGAAAUCAGACAAGCAGGAUGGCGUGAGUAUUUGUCUCGGGACGCUCGAUCCGGAGUUCUUGGUCGGGGAGGAGGGGUACGGGAGGGCGUUGGCGAGCGGGAUGGGCGGGCAUCACUGGUGCGGGAAUGAGAUCCCGGGGGUGACGAGUGAUGUUCCGAUGUUGAGGAGGGGGCGGAGGAAUCAAGGGAAUCCUCCAUCGUCUUGA
Molecule: messenger RNA, 492 nt
Organism: Colletotrichum karsti
Lineage: Eukaryota; Fungi; Ascomycota; Sordariomycetes; Glomerellales; Glomerellaceae
Product: duf636 domain protein
Exons: 1
Coding region: 1-492 (163 amino acids)
Molecular function (GO): carbon-sulfur lyase activity
Source: RefSeq, a predicted model, not a curated record